GCAAACCGCUGCCCGCAUUUGCCAAGAAGGAGCUCAACCCGGGUCUGAAUCGUAACAACUUCACAAUCACACUGAAGGGUCCAUGAUUGCGUGCCACCAGAUUGAACCAUUGCUUUGGUCUCAGGAGCCGGCUAGCAGAUCAUCAAGUGCGUUGAAAACAGGACGUCGCCAUUGUCAUUAUGAUCAAAGACGGGCCCCAAUCACAAUUCUGGCUGCCUUUUUGGGGGCAAUACUGGACGAUCAGACGCCGAGGCGGGCCUUGAGGUGGUGCAAGUUCCAAGCGUUUUCCCCUCACAGCGAUCGGCAGACGAUCAUCAAUAUUCUCGCAUCCGUUUGGACGCCUCGAAGAAGUCACGUUUCCAAUAAGCCAACGAUGACCUAUAUUGUGGGACGUAUGUCGUCUGCACGACGAGUCCACGAUAAACCCCGCCGUCUGGGCAUUUGGCAAGCGCCCGUUGCAAGCGAGGGGCCGCCACGGCUGCUUUCACCUGCCUUCCACAGGACGGACGAGGCCAUGUUCUACAUCUGGAUCAAUCGGCAAUCCAUGCGAGACAAAAUAUGGACUUUGUCGGCUGCUGCGGAACCUCUGGCGUUUGGAUGGGGCGUCAAGGUCUCGAGCUCCAGUCGAAACAGCUUCGACCUGCCUGUUUCUCACAAGAUGGCCAUCUCGUUUCCGGUCUCUUAUCAGCUGUUGCGGGUAAAGCUAGGUAUGAGAUCCCACGUGUCUGAAGCCGAGGAAUGGGCGACUGGCAUCUAGAACAGACUUGGCUUGAAGAGUAAGGGAUAAGGAUGGAAGGGACAAGAGAUGUGGAAUUGUGCAGUCGACGGAGAUGGGAAAGCUGAAGAUGGUGUUCACCGGAUGCAGACUGUAUUCGAGGCGUUUCCAUGCCGGUUUGUCUCCAAUAGCGCUACCAAAAGUCUAGGAGGAACAUUCGUCGUCGGGUACCCCGCAAGUCAAAUUAGUCGCGUAUCAGUGUUUUGAUCCAAGGCCGUUGAGUUCGU
This is a messenger RNA of Colletotrichum godetiae, 1002 nucleotides long. RefSeq lists its product as uncharacterized. NCBI's taxonomy places the organism in Eukaryota, Fungi, Ascomycota, Sordariomycetes, Glomerellales, Glomerellaceae. Bases 83 to 757 code for a protein of 224 amino acids. The record is from RefSeq and is a predicted model, not a curated record. The transcript has a single exon.